AUGGUGCGCCAGUUCCGACACGCCUCCCGACCCCCUGUUGCAGCGAAACGUUUCCGCAAAAUUUCUCAGGUCAACACUACUUUCACCCUUAUUGUGUCAGCACAACUCCUAAACGGCACAGCCGAUGACGAAUGUUUGAAUGCUAAGACUGACUAUGCACCCAAGAAGCCUGCAGGACAACGCCGCAGGUUUACGCGGUAUCGCCAAGCCUGUCAGGCAGAGGCCGAGAGUGUACCUACUUCGGGACAGAUUCUGACCGACGUUGAGUGGGUUCAAAGCUCCUUCGUUCGACCGAGUUGGGCUGCUUUAGGAAGGUCCAUUGCCUUUCCCCAAUCGUUGCCAAAGGGCUCCGACUUUUUUAAACCUCCUCCACCAUGGACAUGGAAAGUAGGUUGGAAGAGGAACAGAACCGUUUCCAUUUUGCACGAAGUGUGGCGGGGUCAAAAAGACCAAACUGCUGGCAGCGACUCGCCCGCCAGGCUUCCCCGUGAGGCGACCCUCGCCGAAUCAUGGAGUCAAUCUCCACCGGUUCCACAGGGCUCCUUGGACUCCACUGCACAACCAACCUCACCGGAGCCUCCAGUCCCUCCAGGACCCCUAGAUGCGCCACCUGACCUGGACCCUCCGCCCAAUCUGUUCCCCUCGCCUAACCUGGACCCCCCACUUCCAGAGCCAGACUCCCAACAUCGUUUGAAGUUGAAAGUGGCCAAGAGGAAGGCGUCUGUGCCGGGGAAGGAGGCUGCUUCGAAGCCUCAGGCGGACGCCCCGGCGAGGCGGUCAAGACGUCGCGCCUCCCCGUCUGCGACGCCAGGCCCGAGCGACGCCCGUCCAGCGCCGGUGAGGAAGCCAAGGCGUCGAACCCCCAAGUCACCGCCGGGGAGCCGAGCCACCCUGGCCACCAGGCUGCAGAUGACCAUGGCUUUGGUGGACGAGAACAGAGACCUGCGCUGCUCCAAGUGCGACAUUAGGUUCGGCAGCCCCAGAGACCUCGCAGGUCACUUGCGGCAGCACAAUGCCAAACGGCCCUUCCAGUGUGACGAGUGCGGCCGAAGCUUCGCGGAGUAUUGGAACCUACGGAUGCACCAGUUCAUCCACACUGGUGAAAAGCCGUUCCAGUGCAAGGUGUGCUCCAAGAAGUUCCGAGCCAAGGACAGCCUCAGGCAGCACAUGACGCUGCAUUCCGGAGAAAUGCGUUACGCGUGUGAGAGCUGUGGAAAGAAGUUCAAGUUCCGGUCGUCGCAGCACCGGCACAGGAAGUCCUGCCCUGCGAAUCAAUCGUAGCGUUCCUUGUUUGGUUCGGAGCAUAGGGUCUCCUAUGCUACUGGAACCACUAUGUAGUCUUGCUCUUCCAUUAUAAGUUUCUAUUUCUGAACUGUCUUACAUUUUCCGUCAUGUACAAUGACUGGUAACGACGUUCUAUUUUGUUUCUUUUCAAGUAUUGGUGAUCAUGCCACAUGAUACUGGCAUCAUUCUACAUGAUGGUAUGGCAGCCGCCACGGUAAAUUUAAAUGUAACACGCUUUCGAUGCGAAACACGAAGUCUCACUAUUUCUCUUAAAAAGGUGUCUCACUUAUUUUUUUUUGUGUUUUCUAUGAAUCGACCGAUUGUGGGUUUUCAUAUUCUCAGCUUAUCUAAUUGAAAUAAAGUUUUGUUUUGCUUGCAUUGUUA
This is a messenger RNA of Thrips palmi, 1668 nucleotides long. RefSeq names its product zinc finger protein 771-like. The coding region runs from base 1 to 1281 and encodes 426 amino acids. Gene Ontology annotation, cellular component: nucleus. The record is from RefSeq and is a predicted model, not a curated record. Lineage: Eukaryota; Metazoa; Arthropoda; Insecta; Thysanoptera; Thripidae. The transcript has 6 exons.